Mus pahari (shrew mouse) is the source of this 5267-nucleotide messenger RNA. RefSeq names its product aryl hydrocarbon receptor nuclear translocator (gene Arnt). NCBI's taxonomy places the organism in Eukaryota, Metazoa, Chordata, Mammalia, Rodentia, Muridae. Gene Ontology annotation, biological process: regulation of transcription by RNA polymerase II. Gene Ontology annotation, molecular function: protein dimerization activity; RNA polymerase II cis-regulatory region sequence-specific DNA binding; DNA-binding transcription factor activity, RNA polymerase II-specific. The record is from RefSeq and is a predicted model, not a curated record. Bases 133 to 2496 code for a protein of 787 amino acids. Gene Ontology annotation, cellular component: aryl hydrocarbon receptor complex; nucleus; cytoplasm. The transcript has 22 exons.
UCUUGGAUUCCGCGGUAGCGGUGGCGGCGGUAAGGUGCCUGAUCUGCGGAGUGGCUCUUCCCUCCCCUCCCCCAGCUCGGUGGCGGCUGCCCCUCCCACCGAGGGUGGCGCAGCGACGGUGCCAUCUCGACCAUGGCGGCGACUACAGCUAACCCAGAAAUGACAUCAGAUGUACCAUCGCUGGGUUCCACCAUUGCUUCUGGAAACCCUGGACCUGGGAUUCAAGGUGGAGGAGCUGUUGUACAGAGGUCUAUUAAGCGACGAUCAGGGCUGGAUUUUGAUGAUGAAGGAGAAGUGAACAGCAAAUUUUUGAGAUGUGAUGAUGACCAGAUGUGUAAUGACAAAGAGCGGUUUGCCAGGUCGGAUGAUGAGCAGAGCUCUGCGGAUAAAGAGAGACUUGCCAGGGAAAAUCAUAGUGAAAUAGAACGGCGGCGACGGAACAAGAUGACAGCUUACAUCACAGAACUGUCAGACAUGGUACCUACCUGUAGUGCCCUGGCUCGAAAACCAGACAAGCUAACCAUCUUACGCAUGGCCGUUUCUCACAUGAAGUCCUUGAGGGGAACUGGCAACACAUCUACUGAUGGCUCCUACAAGCCAUCUUUCCUCACUGAUCAGGAACUGAAACAUUUGAUCUUGGAGGCAGCAGAUGGCUUUCUGUUUAUUGUCUCCUGUGAGACUGGCCGGGUGGUGUAUGUCUCUGACUCAGUGACUCCCGUUUUGAACCAGCCACAAUCUGAAUGGUUCGGGAGCACACUGUAUGAUCAGGUGCACCCAGAUGAUGUAGAUAAACUUCGAGAGCAGCUCUCUACUUCAGAAAAUGCCCUAACAGGGCGGAUCCUGGAUCUGAAGACUGGAACAGUGAAAAAGGAAGGUCAGCAGUCUUCCAUGAGGAUGUGUAUGGGCUCACGAAGAUCGUUCAUCUGCCGAAUGAGGUGUGGCACUAGCUCUGUGGACCCUGUUUCCAUGAAUAGACUGAGCUUUUUGAGGAACAGAUGCAGGAAUGGACUUGGCUCUGUGAAGGAAGGAGAACCUCACUUUGUGGUAGUCCACUGCACAGGCUACAUCAAGGCCUGGCCACCAGCAGGUGUCUCCCUCCCGGAUGAUGACCCAGAGGCUGGCCAGGGGAGCAAAUUCUGCCUGGUGGCCAUUGGCAGGCUGCAGGUAACUAGUUCUCCCAACUGUACAGACAUGAGUAACAUUUGUCAGCCAACAGAGUUCAUCUCCCGACACAACAUUGAAGGGAUAUUCACUUUUGUAGACCAUCGUUGUGUGGCUACUGUUGGCUACCAGCCACAGGAGCUCUUAGGGAAGAAUAUUGUAGAAUUUUGUCAUCCUGAAGACCAACAACUUCUAAGAGACAGCUUUCAGCAGGUGGUGAAAUUAAAAGGCCAGGUGCUGUCUGUCAUGUUCCGAUUCCGAUCUAAGAACCGAGAAUGGCUGUGGAUGAGAACGAGCUCCUUUACUUUCCAAAACCCUUAUUCAGAUGAAAUUGAGUAUAUUAUCUGCACCAACACCAAUGUGAAGAACUCUAGCCAGGAACCACGGCCUACACUGUCCAACACCAUCCCGAGGUCACAGCUAGGUCCCACAGCCAAUUUAUCCCUAGAGAUGGGUACAGGGCAGCUGCCAUCCAGGCAGCAGCAGCAAACAGAACUGGAUAUGGGGCCAGGAAGAGAUGGGCUGGCCGGCUAUAAUCAUUCCCAGGUUUCUGUCCAACCUGUGGCGAGUGCAGGAUCAGAGCAUAGCAAGCCCCUUGAGAAGUCAGAAGGUCUCUUUGCACAGGACAGAGAUCCAAGGUUUCCAGAAAUCUAUCCCAACAUCACUGCAGAUCAGAGUAAAGGCAUCUCCUCCAGCACUGUCCCUGCCACCCAACAGCUGUUCUCCCAGGGCAGCUCAUUCCCUCCUAACCCCCGGCCGGCAGAGAAUUUCAGGAAUAGUGGUCUUCCCCCUCCUGUAACCAUUGUCCAGCCACCAUCUUCUGCAGGGCAGAUACUGGCCCAGAUUUCUCGUCACUCCAGCCCUGCCCAGGGAUCAGCACCAACCUGGACCUCUAACUCCCGCCCUGGCUUCUCCGCCCAGCAGGUGCCCACCCAGGCGACAGCCAAGACUCGUUCUUCCCAGUUUGGUGUGAACAACUUUCAGACUUCUUCCUCCUUCAGUGCUACGUCUCUUCCCGGUGCUCCCACUGCCUCAGCUGGCACUGUUGCCUACCCUGCCCUCCCCAACCGUGGCUCCAACUUUCCUCCUGAGACUGGACAGACAACAGGACAGUUCCAGGCCCGAACAGCAGAGGGCGUGGGUGUCUGGCCACAGUGGCAGGGCCAGCAGACCCAUCAUAGGUCUAGUUCCAGUGAGCAGCAUGUUCAGCAGACACAAGCACCUAGCCAGCCUGAGGUCUUUCAGGAAAUGCUGUCCAUGUUGGGAGACCAAAGCAACACCUACAACAAUGAAGAGUUUCCCGACCUAACUAUGUUUCCCCCCUUUUCCGAAUAGAACUAUUGGGGUGAGGAUAAGGGUGGGGGGAAAAUCACUGUUUGUUUUUAAAAGCAAAUCUUUUGUAAACAGAAUAAAAGUUCCUCUCCCUUCCCUUCCCUCACCCCUGAUAUGUACCCCUCACCCCUUGACUCUCUGAAGUAACAUUAGAGAAGAAAUUAAAUGAAUUUCCCAGGCUUCUGGGAUCCUCUGAAAUUUUGAGGAUAGGUGAGGCUAGAAUUCCUGUCCUAAUUUCUUCUGACCAGAAGUUGCACAGACAUGAUUUGUGCUGGAGUCAAGGGGCAGAACAGAAGAAUCUGACAGCCACUAAUUGGAUACUGUGGCUUGAUUGGAUAGAAAUUCUGAAUGGAAUGGAGGAAAGGAGAAAUAUCCUCAUAACUGAGGGUCAUGAAAUAUGGUAGGGGAGAGAGCAGUCUCCAGAGAGAGACCCGAGAGAGCAUGAACACUUAUCUUUCUGUGUGAGUGAGUGUGUGUGUGUGUGUGUGUGUGUGUGUGAAAGAGAGAGACAGAUGGGGGGGUGCAUUUGAACUCCUAUGUUUUGUUCCCUAAUAGAGAGUAUAUGCAAAUUUUGUCCCAGAUCUUCUUUGUCUUUCUGCUUGCUCUUUAAAGUGUCCUAAGAAAAUUAAUUUUUCCAGGUAUUUUUCUAUUUAGUGUUGCAGCCAAAGAGUAUUUAAAUUAAGUCUUUGCUGCACUUAAAUUCAUACCCAGCCAAAAUGGAACUGUAGGCCAACACCCAGCCUUCUGUUGAUAGGGUUGGUCUAAUACGGACAUAUUCAGUGAUGAAGCUGGAUUACUCCUGCUCUUUGGUGCUUUCAACUUAGUGGGAAGAUCUGCAGAUAUUACCAAAAUAGGCUGGCUGCAUGAACACUGUCAGAAAUCCCAGACUUGCCCACAAGGAUAAUGCUGCAUUUUUCUGUCAGUCACGCAUGUUUUUCCGGAGAGGUUAUUUCCGCAUGGAAACUCAACUUCUUGGAUUAGCUAUCUUGAGUGAAAGUCCUCCCUGACGAAUAUGUAAACCAAGUGGCCUCCUGCACAGUAGCCUCUCAUUCCUGUCGCCAAAACAGUGUGAGGCCUUCUGAAGUCUGCUGUUCUUUGCUCCUUCUCCCAUCUUGAAAUUGGGGUUUGCUUUAGAGCACAAACCUAAGUCUGUGUGAGGCGGACUUCAAUCCCAACAGGGUCACUUGAUAGUUACAGCCAUAGACAUGCAGAUGCAGGUUACUGGUUUUCACCCUUACCGUCCUCAGGUCAGUCUCCAGAUCAACAGCCUUUUUUUUUUUUUCCCCCUUAAACUGGCUCCAGUCAAAGAUUAAGUUAAUGUGGAAAAGAUCUAUUAUGUGUAUUGAUGGGGCAUGAGGAGCCCAGGUAGAGAGAGGCUUAUGGAGAGGCUGAGGGAAUGUUACUAAGUGUCCUUCCCUUUGUCUCCAGUCUGGUGCCAGGCAAUAGAAUGGAAAAGGAGGCUAUUUUUUUAUUCUAUGUGCACACAUACAGUAUACUUAUAUAUUUAUAUCACAUUUUACUGAACCAAAAAGUUGGGUUUCCAAUGAAUACUUGUUUUUUAAUAAUCGACUUGUUUUUAAAUGUGAUCUGAACUAUAAUGUACAGUUACUACAGGGCUUUUGAAGAAGGGUGGGGGGAGGGAGAAGCUUCUCUGAGGGGGUUGUUCUGCUUUUCCUUCAGGGUUUUAUUUUUGAUUGGUUUUUUCUUGUUGGCCAUCUGUGCUAAGCCUUAACAGUGGCAAAAAUAAUGACAUGUAGCAAAGAUUUUAAAACAAAGUAUUUUUUCUUUUAUAAAGAGUGUUGUGUUGUGUGAUAUUGAUUGCGGCUCCCUGACCCCAUUACAGACAUGCACAACUAAGUACUCAUAAAUGAGCUGGACACACACAGGCACAGAGCGUAGUUGAGUCUUCAUUCCAGGACUCAGAGUUCACAGGGCCCUGGUCACUUAGCACCCUGUUCUCGUGUACCCACCUGAUCCUGACACAUCAGGAGUAGUCAGUAGACUGCUGCUCACACUGUCGGGAGUGGCGGUUGUCUCACCUCAGAGAAGUUGCUGGGGAGUGUUCUUGGGUUUGAAGCCACUAUGGGACAUCCUGAUGUCUUUCCCCAGUAUGUUCUCCCAGUUAAAAGGAGAUAAAGGGAUUGUGAGCUUUAAACAGUUCAAAUGUGGAUCUGGGCUCNCUCUACUCAUGUGGUACAUUGAGAUCNUGGGGUCUAGAAAUCCUGGGGUCUGUGCCAGGAUUUCAUUUGUAGAAACUGAAUCUAUAUUUGUGAUAAUAUCCUUUGUGUUCCAGAGUCCCUCAUUUCCUAAUUCCUCACAUGUAUUUAUGGAAGUAAAUGGANUUUAGGGGUGUGGUUGGCCAAGCUAGACUCUUAUGACUUGUCACAUGCCUGGAUUUGGGGAAGCACUUGGAGACUCUUGUGACUGGACCNAGCUUGGGAUUUUAAUGAUUGAGAUGCAGUACUCAUCAGACAUUCUACCACCUGAGAGUUUAGUAGUAGAGUCCCAUGUGUAUCCAUUAGUGUAGAUUCAAGUGUUGCGAAUAAUUAGGUGCUACAUUGGGUCAGUUGUCUUUCUUUCCUUACUGUUAUGUUGGGUGUUGAUCCUUGGGCCUCAUAAUGUUAGGAAAGCCCACCACCACUGAGUUAUGUUCCUCAAUCCUCUUUUAGCUUUUUGUAAAUUACUUUUAUCCUCCAUUUAAGCAACUAGAAUCUUUUUUUUAAAUUUAUUUUACGUAUGUGAGUAUACUAUCACUUUCUUCAGACACACCAGAA